Scomber scombrus (Atlantic mackerel) is the source of this 4561-nucleotide messenger RNA. RefSeq lists its product as uncharacterized. The coding region runs from base 104 to 4561 and encodes 1485 amino acids. Gene Ontology annotation, cellular component: plasma membrane; synapse. The transcript has 28 exons. Gene Ontology annotation, biological process: synaptic signaling; regulation of DNA-templated transcription. The record is from RefSeq and is a predicted model, not a curated record. Lineage: Eukaryota; Metazoa; Chordata; Actinopteri; Scombriformes; Scombridae. Gene Ontology annotation, molecular function: zinc ion binding.
CAUGGCAGGCGGAGUGGAUCUUACGCGGUAACUAAAGGCAACAUUUCAACUGAGACAGACACAAAUUCAAACACUACUAUUACUCCGCGACAAGACAUCCGCGAUGAGGGAGAGACAGAAGAAAAAGAAAGGGAGGACGUGGGCUGAAGCAGCUAAAACGGUUUUGGAGAAAUACCCCAACACGCCUAUGAGCCAUAAAGAAAUCUUGCAGGUGAUCCAAAGAGAAAGGCUUAAGGAAAUAAGCGGGACCUCGCCGUUGGCAUGUCUGAACGCAAUGCUGCACACAAACUCUCGUGGAGAGGAGGGGAUCUUCUACAAAGUUCCAGGCAGAAUGGGAGUUUACACAUUGAAGAAGGACAUCUCAGAUGUGACAAAGGAGCUGUCAGAGGAGGACUCUGAGGAGAGUAGUGACAAUCUCUCCGACUCCCAAAGCACAGAAAACAACAGCAGUGCCAUUACACAGGAGGGCAGGAGAGGAAGAUGGAUGCGAAGAGUUCCCUCCAAGUUGCAGUCGCAGCCAUCGUCUCCGCAGCCUCGGUGCUCUUCACCUUCUAUUCCCACCAGUAAGCUCAUCUCUCCCUCGCAGAAACACAGCAAGAAAGCUCUGAAACAGGCCUUGAAGCAGCAGCAACAGAGAAACCAGCGCAGGCAGGGGGGCAUGCCAGCAACCUCCAAUCCCAGACUGCUUCUGAAGACCAUCAAAGAUAUGGCUGACAACAUUACCCCCAAGCCAGACCUCUGCCACCCGGUCGUACCUAGGAAGGUUCCUCAGAGGUCAGGUCGCAUUAGUGCAGGGCAGCUGAAGCGUACCAAGUGUAAAAUAGAUGUGGAGACACCAGAUUCUAUUUUGGUUAACACCAACCUGCGGGCAAUCAUCAACAAGCACACUCUUUCGGUCCUGCCCCCAGACUGCCAACAGAGGCUGCUCAAACUUCUGCCUGAAGUUGACCGGCAGGCUUGCAUGGACGGCAUUCUGAAGGUCACUAGUUCUGCCUUAAACAAUGAGUUCUUCACAUCAGCAGCACAGUCAUGGAAGGAGAGACUGGCUGAGGGUGAAUUCACCCCGGAGUUGCAGUUACGAAUGCGCCAAGAAAUUGAGAAAGAAAAGAAAGUUGAGCACUGGAAGGAGGCCUUCUUUGAAAACUAUUUCGGUGAAAAUUCUGGGCUCAGCUAUGAGGAAUCCAAAGAGCUGACAAAGGCUGAUCUGAAUCAGGAGUCUGCCAGGCCCCAGUCCCAUCCUCAUCAGACAGGACCUGUCGCUCAAGCAAUGAAGGAAACCAAGGACAGCUGCCAGACUAAUGCUGCCGCUACCAUUGUGAAAGACACAAAGCCAACGCGGACACCAUCACAGGAGCCUCUGAAGGUGCAGCCUGCUCAGAAAGAAUCUCUCUUCACCACAGAGCCCAUGAAGACUCGGCGCUCACAAUAUGCAGAGGAUCGUAAGUUGAACACAGCAGCUCAGUCUGGGCCAACGCCUGCAGUGAAAACACCAGAGGUUGAGAGACGUGUAGAACGAAGCACAGCAGGUGCACUGCCUGAAACUGAGCGCAAAGCCGAAAUGAAGGAGAAUAAAAUUGAACUGCCCCCGUCGCCUGUCAAGAAGAGCCCUCCACCAAAGCCCAGCCCAGAGUUAAAAGAGGAUCAGCCGGUGUCUGUGGUUACGCCUGCUGAGGAGAGUGAAGAGGUCAUCCCUGAGCCUGGAGGCUCCCCAGAGACACUGAAAAGAAAGUCUACCAGUGAGACCGAGGGUGAAUUGACGCCAGAAAAAAGGCCUCGUAUGUCCUCAGUUUCCUCAGUAUCUUCAGUCUCCUCUGUAUCUCCUCCAGCAUCAUCCAUAUCCAGCCCUGCUACACCUACUCCUGCAACAAAUCAGAGAGUUCCACCACUCAAGAUUCCAGUGUCAAGAAUUCUUCCUGUUACUGUGUCACCAAGCCAAGUCUCACCCAGAGCACCCCUCCCAGCACCACUUAGCAGCCCAGGUCGCACUGGUGCUCGUACAUUGGCUGACAUCAAAGCCAAAGCUCAGCUCGCCCGAGCACAGCGAGCAGCAGCUGCCGCAGUAUCAUCUGCUUCUAAGGGAGCUGUGUCAGGCCCGGGGCCAGGUGGAGGCAGCGCUGAGCAGGCACAACCUUCCCUGAGUCCCAGCCCAACAUCGCCACAGGCAACAACGAGGUUACCAGUUAACAGCAGCAGCAGCAGUCAGACACUUUCCCACCCGCUGGACUCUAACGGUCAGCAAAGUCCAAGUGUGUCUCAAACCUUUUACUCAAGCAAGACUGACGACAAACACAGAGGUAAUUCUGCUGAAAUUGUUACUGCAGGGCUCCAUGGCAUUCAGAAGAGUUCAGACUCAUCAUCACAACUCAUUCCUUCGUCUGUGCAUACUUUGAAGGGGCAGGAAAACGCAUCAUCUGCUGGAUCAUCAACCAGGACCAGCUCCUGUAUCCCUGCAAACAACCCACUGGUCACUCAGCUUCUGCAGGGAAAAGAGGUUCCCUUAGAGCAGAUCCUCCCAAAACCUCUGGCCAAGGUGGAAGUGAAGAUGUCAAACUUCCCCUCAGGUAAUAAGGGGAAGACGUCACACUCCGCUGGUGGUGGUGGUGCUGAGCAUAAGCCUGACAAGCAGAUGUCCCUCCAGUUCAAUACAGCAGGACGGGUUUUCUCAGAAUACACAAGACAUCACAGGGAACUUCCUGAUAAGGAGACUCAGGAGCAGAUUUUACAGGCUCUAAUGCAGAGGAAAGUCCAGCAGAGCCAGCCUUAUGCAGGUCUGGGGCCUCAUCCGCCUCAGUACGAAGCCCAUCGGAUGAUGCAUGCAGAAGAAAUGAUCGAGGAAGGCAGUAAACGAGGCAAGGCCAUGGUGGAGAAGAGACAGCUCUUCAUGGAAAUGAGAGCUCAAAACUUUGAUGUUAUCAGACUGUCAACUUAUCGGACUGCCUGCAAACUCCGGUUUGUGCAAAAGAGAUGCAACCUUCAUCUGGUGGAUGUCUGGAACAUGAUCGAAGCCUUUCGUGACAAUGGGCUCAACACAUUGGACCACAACGCUGAGAUCAAUGUGUCGCGGCUGGAGACUAUCCUGUCUUCCAUCUACUACCAGCUCAACAAGCGGCUGCCCACCACCCACCAGAUCAAUGUAGAACAGUCCAUCGGGCUGCUGCUCAACUUCAUGGUGGCCACCUACGACAGUGAAAGCCAUGGGAAGCUGACAGUUUUCUCAAUGAAAGCCAUGCUGGCAACAAUGUGUGGAGGAAAAAUUGUGGACAAACUACGUUAUAUUUUCUCACAGAUCUCUGAUUCAAGUGGAAUUAUGGUGUUUGCUAAGUUUGAUCAGUUUCUUCGAGAGGUCCUGAAACUUCCCACAGCUGUGUUCGAGGGCCCCUCGUUUGGUUACACGGAGCAUUCAGUGCGGACGUGCUUCCCUCAGCAGAAGAAGAUCAUGCUGAACACGUUUUUGGAUGUGUUGAUGGCAGAUCCUCCGCCUCAAUGCCUCGUAUGGCUACCACUCAUGCACCGACUCGCUAAUGUUGAAAAUGUCUUCCAUCCGGUGGAAUGUUCAUAUUGCCGGAGUGAGAGCAUGAUGGGUUUCCGGUAUCGGUGCCAACAGUGCCAUGGCUACCAGCUCUGUCAGAGCUGCUUCUGGCGUGGCCAUGCCAAUGGUCCCCAUAGCAACCAGCACCAGAUGAAGGAGCACUCAUCUUGGAAGUCUCCGGCCAAAAAGCUGAGCCACGCAAUCAGUAAAUCUCUAGGCUGCGUCCCCAUUGGAGAGCCACCGCAUCCUGUGUUCCCCGAACAGGCUGAGAGACCACAGGAACUCACCCAUACUGUUCAGCCGAAACCAGUGGCCAACAACAUGAACGACACAAUGCUCAUGUCCUCUGGGGCACCUACUCCCACCAAAAGUGUCCUGGAGAGUCCCAGUCGGCUAGAUGAAGAGCACCGCCUCAUCGCUCGCUACGCUGCCCGCUUGGCAGCUGAGGCGGGAAACUCCACAUGUCCACCGACAGAUCUGGGAUUCAACUUUGAUGCCAAUAAGCAACAAAGGCAGCUGAUUGCAGAGCUGGAGAACAAAAACAGGGAGAUCCUCCAGGAGAUCCAGAGGCUGCGUUUGGAGCACGAGCAAGCCUCUCAGCCGACCCCAGAAAAGGCCCAGCAGAACCCCACACUGCUGACUGAACUGCGACUCCUCAGACACAGGAAGGAUGAGUUGGAGAGGCGCAUGUCGGCCCUGCAGGAGAGCAGACGGGAGCUGAUGGUGCAGCUGGAGGGACUCAUGAGGCUGCUAAAGGAUGAGGAGCAGAAGCAGGCUUCCCAGUCUGGAGGCUCCCCUCAUUCUUCCCCCAGUCACGGUGCAGGCUGCUCCAUGCCCAUGCCCAUACGCUCCACCUCGGCUGGGUCCACACCAACUCACACACCGCAGGACUGCCUGGCAGGGGUGGGAGGGGAUGUGCUGGAGGCCUUCGCUCAGGGUGUACCUAGAAAUCUUCGGAAUGAUCUAUUAGUUGCUGCUGACUCAAUCACAAACACCAUGUCAUCCCUGGUGAAAGAGCUCCACUCAGGUUAG